AUGGCCUCCCGUUCUGCUCCUUUUGCCACUGCAGUUCCUGAUGCAGCAGGAAGACAGAGCCCACCCCCAGAUAUCUUUACAUUGCUAGGAAAUGCAAAUGGGGCACCCUGCGUAUUCCCUUUCAAGUUUAAUAGCAAAUGGUAUAGUGAGUGUACAGAUGCUGGCAGGACAGAUGGCUGGCUCUGGUGUGGUACAACCACAGACUUUGAUGCUGACCAAUUAUAUGGAUUUUGCCCACUAAAAUGUAAAGACACCAUCAGAUUUUGGAAGUGAGAUCCUUCAACAGGUUUCCACUACCAGAUCAACUCCCAAUCAGCACUAACAUGGCACCAAGCAAGAACAAGCUGCCAGCAACAGAAUGCAGAAUUAUUAAGUAUCACACAGAUGCAUGAGCAAAUGUAUCUAAGAGGGUUAACUGAAAGUAUGGGUUCUGCUCUCUGGACUGGUCUUAACAGGCUGGAUUUAAAGAGUGGAUGGCAAUGGAUUGGAGGCAAUCCUUUCAGAUACUUGAACUGGGCUCCAGGAAGUCCCUCUCCAGAGUCUGGAAAAAUCUGUGCAGCUUUAAAUCCUGGAAGAAAUGCUCAAUGGGAAAACUGGGAAUGUGAUCGGAAACUUGGCUACAUUUGUAAAAGGGGAACCACCAGUUUAGAUUCUUUCACUGUUCCCUCAGAUGAUUUGGGGCCUAUUAAAUGCCCAGAUGGAUGGAUGUCAUAUGUAGGUCACUGUUACAUGAUUCACAGGGAGCCCAAAAUAUGGAAAGAAGCCUUGACUUCUUGUAGAAAGGAGGAUGGUGAUCUGGUCAGUAUCCACAGUGUUGAAGAGCACAGCUUUAUAGUAUCUCAGCUUGGGUUCAAGCCAACAGAUGAGCUGUGGAUUGGACUGAAUGAUUUUAAGGUUCAAAUGUUUUUUGAAUGGAGUGAUGGGAGUCCUGUAACAUACACCAAAUGGCAACACGGAGAACCAACCAGAGCAAACAACAGGCAAGGAGACUGUGUAGCUGUGAAGGGCCAGGAUGGCUACUGGGCAGAUCAUCUUUGUGAAAAGAAAAUUGGUUACAUCUGUAAAAGGAAACCAUUGUCACAAGUGUCUCAGGAAAUGGAAAGCACAGAUGCAGGCUGCCAGAAGGGCUGGAAAAGAUAUGGCACAUACUGUUAUUCUAUUGGACAGAUACCCGUAACAUUUUCAGAAGCAAAUGAAAUCUGUGCAAGGAAUAAGAGUUACCUAGCUUCAAUUGAAAAUAGGUAUGAACAAGCCUACCUGAUUAGUCUAGUUGGGCUGAAGCCUGAAAAAUAUUUCUGGAUAGGUCUUUCAGAUGUAGAGGAACCAGGGACUUUCAAGUGGACCAAUGGUGAAGCAGUUCUGUUCACUCACUGGAAUUCAGCAAUGCCUGGAAGAAACCCAGGCUGUGUUGCUAUGAGAACUGGAACUGCAGCUGGAUUAUGGGACGUUCUUAAUUGUGAGAUGGUGGAAACAUUUCUCUGUAAACAAUGGGCUGAGGGAGCGACACCACCUCCUGUUCUUCCAACAGCUCCUUCUCCCACAUGCCCCCAAGGUUGGGAAUCAACCACUUAUAGUAGCUCAUGCUUCAAAUGUUUUUCUAAGAGAACACAACCACAAAAGAAAACAUGGUUUGAAGCUCGAGAUUUUUGCAGAGCAAUAGGAGGCGAUCUGGCUACUAUCCAGAGUAAGGAGGAAAAUCGUAUAAUAAAAAUUGCAAUAAAUAAAGGUGGAUCCUUAUAUAGUACUUAUUGGACUGGUAUAUUUUCCUUGUAUCCUGACGAAGGAUUUGUUUGGAGUGAUGGCUCUCUGGUAAAAUACACAGACUGGGGAGAAAGAUCAAUAAAUCGGGAAGGAGACAAAGAUUGUGGAGUGGUCAGUGGAUACAGUUUUUCCUUGCAUUGGAAGCAUGCAUCUUGUGAAAUGCUGCAUGACUGGAUUUGUCAGAUAAAAAAAGGAGUAUCAUUAAAAUCAGAACCAGUUAGCAAAUAUGAGUAUAAAACCACUGAAGAUGGAUGGGUUAUAUAUGAAGAAAAACAGUAUUUUUUCAGCAGAAAUGAGGUGCCUAUGGAAAAAGCCCGAGAAUUCUGCCAGAAGAAUCUUGCAGAUCUUGCUGUAAUUGAGAGUGAAAGUGAAAGAAAGUUUCUAUGGAAAACUGGUAUCUCUCUGCAUGAGACCAGAUCAUAUUUCAUUGGUUUAACACUGAGUCUUGAUAAAAAGUUUAGCUGGCUGGAUGGAACCCCAGUGAACUACGUAGCCUGGGCUCCCAAUGAGCCCAAUUUUGCAAAUAAUGAUGAAAAUUGUGUGAUCAUGAUAUCAACCAUAGGUUUGUGGAAUGAUAUAAAUUGUGGCUUUCCAAGUGGUUUUAUCUGUGAAAGGCACAACACUACCAUUAACUCAACAUUUGCUCCUGCACCUCCAGGAGGCUGUACAGAAACUUGGCUUUUGUUUAACAAUAAGUGUUUCAAAAUAUUUGGCUCAAGUGAAAGUGAGACAUUGAUGUGGCAUGCUGCACGAAUGGCUUGUAUAAAUUUAGGAGGAAACCUGGCUUCCAUACCAAAUAAAGAAGUCCAAGCCUUCCUCUUCUACCAUUUAAGGGAAGUCAUGACUGAUACAUGGAUUGGAUUGAAUGAUAUAAAUAGUGAGUUAUCAUUUCUUUGGAUGGAUGGAAGUGGUGUCUCCUAUAAAAACUGGGCCAACGGUGCACCUACGUACAGACGCACAUACUCUUAUUUUUAUUAUGAUGGUGGUAGCGAUGAUGAUGACUAUCAGGAGAAAGACUGUGUCAUUAUGACAAAGGAAGAAGGGACAUGGAAAGAUGAAGACUGUGAAAAUGACAAAAGCUAUAUAUGCCAAAUGAAUUUAAACCCUAAAUUACUUCAUUCCCCAACAACAAUUCUAGCCUCUGGCUUUAUCCGUUAUGGUGACAGUAGCUAUGCAGUCAUCCAUUCCAAAAUGAAAUGGGAAGAGGCAAGAAAAAAUUGCAAGGACAGAUCUUCAGAACUUGCUAGUAUUUUAGAUAUCCACAGCCAUUCAUUCCUAUGGUUACAAAUGUUAAAGUAUGGAGAGCCUGUAUGGAUUGGUCUUAACAGCAAUGUAACAGAUGGCCAUUAUAAAUGGGUUGAUAACUGGAUAAUCAAAUAUACUAAAUGGGCAACAAGGGAACCAAAAGUGAAAAUAGCCUGUGUCUAUCUAGACCUUGAUGGAACCUAGAAGACAGCAUCUUGUAAUGAAAGCUACUUCUCCGUCUGUAAACAGUCAAAUGUUGUGGCCCCUCCUGAUCCUCCACAGCUGCCUGGAAAUUGCCCUGAAUCAGAGGAACUCAGAUCUUGGAUUCCUUUCCAUGGUCACUGCUACUACAUUGAAUCAUCAGCUAUGAAAAGCUGGGCCCAAGCUUCCCUGGAAUGUAUUCGAUUAGACGCUGCUUUGGUUUCAGUAGAAGAUUUGGCUGAAUCCAACUUUCUGACACACAGGAUACAGACUCUUGAAAGCAAAAUGCAAGGUUUUUGGACAGGAAUGUACCGAAAUGGUUUAGACCAAUGGUUGUGGCUAGACAACACCAUAGUGGAUUUUGUCAACUGGAAUGUAAAAAUGCCCACUGAAAGAGAGCACUGUGUUGAAAUAGCUGCACAAUCUGGGUAUUGGAAUAAUAUUCUGUGCUCUUCUGAAAAAGGAUUUGUUUGUAAAACGCCAAAGAUUCUUGAAGUUCAGCCAACUAAAAAGCCUCCAGAUAAGAAAGGUAAGACUAUUGAUAAGCAAAAUAACAAGAAACCCAAAAUACCACACAAACAUAGGUGA
This is a messenger RNA of Dermochelys coriacea (leatherback sea turtle), 3795 nucleotides long. RefSeq names its product macrophage mannose receptor 1-like. Gene Ontology annotation, molecular function: signaling receptor activity. The transcript is spliced from 28 exons. The record is from RefSeq and is a predicted model, not a curated record. NCBI's taxonomy places the organism in Eukaryota, Metazoa, Chordata, Testudines, Dermochelyidae.